CAGCUUUCGCCGCCGACAAAAAGUACACGCCAUGCCUCGCCGUAAAGAUGUGCCUGAUGCAGCUGCUGCUGUCUUGCUUGAGGAUGCUUUGCCUUUUCCUUGAGCAGAUGAUUCACCUUCUUCGAGUGGACUGCCUUCGUCUUCGCCCUCGUCUGACCUGGUGGAAUUCAUCAAUUAAAGCGCAUUUCAGCUCGACUCACUCCAAUGACUCGUCUGAUGACAGGUAUGUAUCGAGGCACAGAGAAGUGACCCGGAUGAACUUGGAUGGAAGAGGCCAGUGCAUGCACAAAGGGAAGGGGGGGAAGUGCUCCUGGGCAACUCUGAAGCCUAAAGACAAGCGAGCGGUCUUACUCACGAAGUAGCCGAUAGCGAGCCCGAGCUUGCUCCUCUUUCGUGACCUGUCCAACCUCGGAGCAUGUUGGGAUCCACACUUCCAGGCAUAGUAUAGACGUCGCCGUAUCCAGGAGGUGGUCUUAUCCUGCUGCUGCCACUGCUGCUGCCACCACCCCCGACUCCGCUGCUGCCAGGUGAGGAAGAUGAUCCCAUAUUCAUGGUGGUGUAUCCAUGAUCCGACAUUCUCCGCCCCUCCCU
Messenger RNA from Kockovaella imperatae, 591 nucleotides. RefSeq lists its product as hypothetical. The record is from RefSeq and is a predicted model, not a curated record. The transcript has 5 exons. The coding region runs from base 48 to 362 and encodes 104 amino acids. Lineage: Eukaryota; Fungi; Basidiomycota; Tremellomycetes; Tremellales; Cuniculitremaceae.